AUGUCUGCUGCAGACGACAAUGGAGGCACUCAGGGUGUUCGAGGGGGCUUAUUUCCUGCUUAUGCAUCGGGGAGCGAGCUUAAGACACCAUCAUCACUUUUCCCAGCGUAUAAAGCCCACUCUACUGGCAAAUCAAGCGAAGAUAAAUGCCAUGAUGGAGCUCUGGACUGGUUAGAAAACCAGAGUUUUGGAAAGGACACUGCAGCUUCUCUAAAGAGAAUACAAGAAGAGGCAGAAGACAGAAAAACAAAGCUAAGAAUAUCUGGUGAUGAACUCUCCUCUGAUGAUGUUACAGACAAAGACAAUAAAGAGCAAAAGCGAAAAUUUGAAUCUGAAGAUGAUGAGGCCAGACAGUCCAAAAAGAAGAAAAAGAAAAAACACAAAAAGCACAAGAAAAGAAGUCACAAAGAAGAUAGUGAUGAAAGUGAGACUCUCAAAGAGAAGCAGACAUUUUUCAAACCUGAGCAGGGUAAGAUAUUUGUGGAGGAUGUGUCGUGGCUGACGGCUGGAGAUGCCUAUCGUGUGGACAGGGCAGCUGAUCCCAACAACCUGACGUAUGGUUCUCUGUACAAGCUGCAUAUCGCCAAGUAUCACAGACUAGGCAGUUGCUGUGUGGGUCUAGGAGAAGGGCAGACUCUGUCGUGGCUGGUGAGAUCUAGCAAGACUAGCAAAAAACAGAGGUCCCGCAAAGAGCGCUACUUUGCCAAGGAAAAUGUCAAAGUGUUGAGAACAUCUGAGGCCGUGCCGUGCACAGGUGUAAUGAGUGCCUCGGGAAGUGAUGGUUUAGUACAUGUACCGCAAACCAAAGAUUCAGAUUAUUACCCUCUUGAAAAUGUUAACACCCAAGAAUUUUACAAAAUCUUAGAUAUGUCUAAAAGUGUUAAUCCUUUAGGUGUGUAUGAUUCCUCAACUUGCUCCUAUCUGCAAGGAAAAUCGACAGAGAAAAUGGCAGAUGUUAAGGCAGUUGAGAAUCCCACUGUUCUUCCUUCAGAAGUCAGUAGUGCCAACAAGACGGCAGUUUUCAACAAAGCCCUGAGGGAAGAUCCCCAUGACAUUAUAUUAUGGCUAGAGUUUGUGAAAUUCCAAGAGACAAACUCUCUACUAACAGCUGGCAGCAUUGCGGGAUCAGAAAUGGAUAAACUUCGAAGCAGUUCUGCCCAUAUUGCGGAGAAGAAAUUAGCAAUCCUUCACAAAGCUCUCCAGUCAAACCCUGCCUCCAUUGAGCUUAAGAUGGCAGAACUGGAGUUAAGUAGAGAGAUAUUGGAACCUCAGGAAAUCGGCAAGCAGUGGGACCAGCUACUCUUUGUACAUCCGGGAAACAUAACUCUGUGGCUACAUUACAUUUUGUUUGUACAGUCCAAUCUGAGCCAGUUCACGGUAGCUAAGACGGUCAAGUGUUACCACAGGUGCCUGGCCAAGCUGUCAUCUGUGAUGUCAGAGGAUGUACACUUAGUAGAUAAGGACCGGCCCAUGGAGGAGGAUCUACUAAUUAUUUUCUACCAGUACUGCUGUUUCCUGAAGCAGACAGGUCACACGGAGAAGGCAGUGGCCUCCCUGCAAGCCCUGGUCGAGUUUAACCUCUUCAGCCCGGAACUUGUGAAGGGAAUUCCUCACACAGAAAAGGUGACGGUCUUUGAGAGUUUCUGGGACAGUGGUGUUUCACGGUUCGGAGAGGGAGGGGCCAAAGGCUGGGUUCACUGGGUGCAGAACAGAGAUGCCCUCCCAGACAUGACCAGCAGUCAAGUUGAAAGUGAAGAGGCCGAAGAAGCUAUCCUUGCCAAAGAACAGCCGGUGUGGAAAACCUGGCUUGAGAUGGAAACUCACAGAGAAAGUGUUCACUGGUUACCAUGGAGACCAGAUUUGAGUGAGAAUCAAACAGAAGAGGACUGUGAAGAUCCUGACAGGCUGGUGCUGGUUGAUGAUAUCACACCCGCUCUAUUCACCUUCAACCAAAAAGAGUUACACUUUGACCUCAUUCUAGUGUUCCUGCACUUUAUAGGUGUUGAGGUGAAAUGUUUCCACAGCAGCAAACUGUUGGAUCACCUUGAGAAAUCACAACUGUUUCUUCAGAAUGUGAAUGAUGCAUCAUCGUCUUCCACAGAAAACAUUGGCUUUUGUUGGAAUAAUUCCUUAUUUGUAGACAGUCUGAGAAAUUUUGUACGCAACAUUGUGAAGCAGUCAAUGGCAUUUGCCUCUGGUGUUCACAAGACAAAACUAAGCCUUUUACAGCUGGAGUUUGAGGUCCAGGUUGCAAAAGUAACUUGUGAUCAGAAACUAGAUAAAACCAAAUAUAAAGAACUAAGAAAAUUAGCCAAAGGUUGUCUGAAGGAGGAACAGAAUAGAAACAACCUACAAUUGUGGACUUGGUAUGCUAGACUAGAACGCUCUUUAGGGAAAGUAGAUGAAAGUAUAAGAGUUUUGGAGACAGUGCUGUCUAUGCAGCCAGGAAAUGAACUCUCGCAGGACAGGGGAUAUUCAGAGAAAAUGGGUCUUUAUGACUUGUACUUGACUUAUAUUCAGAUUCAGUUUGGUAUUCCAGAGUGCCUGGAGUUUACACUGGGGAAAAGAAGGCCAGCUCCCUCGCCAGAAGCCAUCCAGUGUGUAGUAAAUACUGUAGAGUGUUUGGCCGAAGGAGGCAAGUUUAGCAAACCCGAAAUCGUGUCAAAGAAACCUUCGCCUAUUUCUGUAUUAAAAACAAAAAGAAAACUCAGUGACCUUCAGAAAAAGGUAAUGGAAAAUUUAAUGGAUAAUCAUAGGGUUGAAGCUGUUGACCAACAGACAACGGAGUACCUUGUUUUAACCUCCUGUAUGGCCAUGUAUGAAUACUGUACAAGUACAUUUGAUGCUGUGACGAAGUAUUACAGUGGUCUCGUGAGUGAAUGUGAUAGAACAAUAGCCUCAUCGUCAUUGGAAGAGCAAAAAGUAUUGGUGGAGGUAAAGCGAAAACUGUACAUUGAUUGGCUUAAAAUGGUAAUUUUCCACCAGACGACAUCAGUGUGUCCUCUGUCCAGGCUGCAGGCUGUGCUCGACUCCGCCCUGAAGAACUUCCCGGAGGAUAGACAGUUUCUGCAGCUGUUUGUUGCUGUGGAGACCCAGUCCUUCAUUACAGGGCGACUACGGCGAUUCUUUGAUCGGGCUGUCAGAGAAAGUAGCACGCCAUACCCAGCGGUAUUCUACUGUCUGGCUGAAAUCAAAAGGCACUUGGCUUUGUUAAAAUCUAAAAGAGAGUCAUCAGACUCCCCAGUGAGAGGUGAGACAGGGAUCCUCCACAGGCUGAGGUCUUUACUAGAGAGGGUUCUCAUCAACCUCAACUCACAGAACUGCGUCCUGCUCUGGAGACUCUACAUGCAUAUUGAGGUUCAGUUUGGAGAAAGCAGUCGUGCUAAGGGAUUGUUCUACAGAGCUCUUCAGAAAUGUCCUUGGUCAAAGACAUUAUACAAGGAUGCUGUGUCUCUCUUUCCUGAACAACUUCAAGAGUUGGUGGACUUGAUGCUGGAGAAAGAGAUUCGUGUUCAAAUCCCAGUGGAGGAAAUUCACAUUUUGAGAGGUACAUCGGAGGAGGUUGCUUCUGAAAAUGGAGCUUUGGAGGGAGAGCUGUACACAAAACUUGUGAAAGAUAUCCAUGACGAGAGUUAGCAUUGUUCAAACAUCCACAUCCAGAACUGAAAGCGGAAGUCUGAAAUACUUUGAUGGAUGAAACUAGAAAUAUGUAGUAGAGCAUUUGACAAUGGCCGAAUGUGCCCGUUUGGUCGGCAGACUGGAAUUUCCAUAAUUAUGGAUACUGGUACACAACGUUUCUGUAUGCCAAUUGCUCAGACUGUUGCAAAAGCUUGAUUUCUAAGCAACAAGGGAAAGUAUAAUAUAUAUUUUGUAUGUA
This is a messenger RNA of Liolophura sinensis, 3877 nucleotides long. Its product is annotated as nuclear exosome regulator NRDE2-like. Bases 1 to 3636 code for a protein of 1211 amino acids. The transcript has 10 exons. The record is from RefSeq and is a predicted model, not a curated record. NCBI's taxonomy places the organism in Eukaryota, Metazoa, Mollusca, Polyplacophora, Chitonida, Chitonidae. Gene Ontology annotation, molecular function: protein binding. Gene Ontology annotation, cellular component: catalytic step 2 spliceosome. Gene Ontology annotation, biological process: negative regulation of RNA catabolic process; RNA processing; regulatory ncRNA-mediated heterochromatin formation.